Molecule: messenger RNA, 1968 nt
Organism: Vespula vulgaris
Lineage: Eukaryota; Metazoa; Arthropoda; Insecta; Hymenoptera; Vespidae
Exons: 4
Coding region: 489-830 (113 amino acids)
Source: RefSeq, a predicted model, not a curated record
GAAAUAUAAAAGAUAUAUUACAAUUUUGUUAUGUAAAAAUUUCAUUGAUCAAUGUAGAAUAGAAGAAAUAUUUUCAUUAUGUCUAUAAAGAAAUUCAUUAUUGACUUUAUCUAUGAUUUAUGGAUAAUUUUUUAUAUAGAAAUACCAAUGAAGUCCUUGAUGAGCUUUUAAGUGAAUAUGUAAAUAUUGAAAAAUACUAAGUAUAUAUAUGUGUGUAUAAUAAAAAUUAUUUGACAAAUGUACUCCUUAGCGAACUCGUACGUAGAUAUACUAAUUAAAAAAAAAUGUUUCAAAUUGAAUAUUUAUAAGUUUUUGAAUAGAUGCUUUUUUGUUAUAAUUAUUUUCCCUGUGCAUUAUUUUUGCGAAAAUUUAUCUAUCGUUUAUAUUUUGUUUCGUAACUAAUCAACAUAGAAUUCUAAUUAAUAACAUCAUAAAUUAAUAUUAUUUAAAAAUUUUGCUCUAAUUUUUGGCUAUCGAAUAUCGUAAACAUGUUGACUCGUACAAAUAUACAUUUGCAAUUACAAACUUCAUUAAUGAAGAGGAUUAACACUAUAAUGACAGGCAGUAUGAGAGCAACAGAAAGUUCAGAAGUAAAGAAAGAAGAAUCGGAACGUAUGAAGCAAUUUCAUGAGAAACUUAAAUUACAACCGAUGCCACGUGUACCACCACGUGAACGUUUCGUCGAUUUGGUUUUGGUGGAAACUGAUCCUCAAACUGGAGAAUUAAUCACAGAUAACGAAAAGGAACCAACCAAAUGGGGUGAUUGGCAAAUUGGUGGAAGGACGACACAGGUGUUUGAGUAUUGGAGAGCACCGGUUGAGCUUCAGUAGAUCCAACGGACGGUGGACCACCAGCAUCCAUGCUGUCCUCCCCAACUCCUACUCCUACUCCCACUCCUAAUCCUACUCCCAUGCCUAGUACAUCAGGUUCCAGCUUCGGUAACAAUGGCGAUGCUUCCUAUACCAUUUAUGUUUUGUUACCUUCAUUAUCCGUUACCGAAUGUUAUGUUAUUUGUUAAGUUUUGAAUAUAAUCUUACACAAUAUUACAAACAAUAGAAUACAUUUUAACAUAGGCUUUGCAAUUGUUAUCCUUUUGUAUUAAAAUAUGCAUUAUAUACUGAAUAUUAAAUUUUCAUAUAUUUUUUUUUUUUUUGCCCCCCAGUAAAACAGCUCAAGCCCCAAGAGGCUAUAUAUGUAUUAAAAAUAUAAUAUUUCAAUUUAAGUUUAAUUUCAUUUGCAGUAUAAAUAUUAGUAUCUUAUGCACUCCAUUUAAAGCAAUUUUUUUCAUUCCUACAUGUGUGUGAAUCAGGUUAGAGCGACAUGGAAGCAAGAACUUUUUGGUGGUGUUGUACAUCUAUUACAUAUAUUUAAUAAUAUAAACCCAACAGGUGCUCUGAAUUUGUUCCUUGUAUCUAAAUUAUUGCUCACCCUAUAAGUGCUAUGUGUAAAAACAUAACUGCACAUAAUAAUAAAAGAAAAUAAAUAUGCCGGCAUAAAAUAACAGCAUGCAUAUAAACAGAUUGAUACACCAAGUAUAUUAAAAAUAAUAAUUUUUUCUUUUGUUUUGUAAAUUAUUAAUAAUAGAAUUAUAUUGAAAAUUAAUCUGCUGCAUCAAUCUGUGUGGAAUUAAAUACAUGCAAGUUUUAUGUUGCUUCCCUCAAGAUAGAUAGUACAAUUUUGUAAAUUAGUAAUUACCAUUUCAAACUGAGCUGAACUGGGCGUGACGGACUUGACUUGAUUUUGCGUCUGAGCCACGUCACCCGGAACCUACAACACACGCAUUACAUGCCAAGCAAUAAUUUUAUAGUUAGUUGCGUAUAAGAAGGAAGCUGUACUUUGUUAUUUUUGAUCUAUCUGAUUUAAAGGUGUCAUUAAUAUUUAAGUUAAUAUAUCCUAUAUUGAGGUACACUUACUUUAGCAGGAUUAAUUGGUCUUCGGAAGAAAUAAAUUUCAUCUUCUGUAACGGUA